Pezoporus flaviventris is the source of this 1571-nucleotide messenger RNA. It is a transcript of the gene CUNH19orf47, whose product is annotated as chromosome unknown C19orf47 homolog. The coding region runs from base 1 to 1569 and encodes 522 amino acids. The record is from RefSeq and is a predicted model, not a curated record. Gene Ontology annotation, cellular component: nucleus. The transcript has 10 exons. NCBI's taxonomy places the organism in Eukaryota, Metazoa, Chordata, Aves, Psittaciformes, Psittacidae.
AUGGCUCCGCUCGGGUCCGAGCCGGAGGAGGAGGAGGAGGAACAGGAGGAGGAGGAGGAGGAGGGCGAGGAGCAAAGCGGGGGCCCCCCCCCAGCGGCAGCGCUGGGUGGGCAGGGGGGGGUCGGCAUUCCAGAAGCGCUGUGGGGCCGCAUCCCGAUCCCGGCGCCGGGCUGGAACAGGAACAACCGGAUCCGGAUCCGGAUCCUUCCCAAGGCGCCCGGAGGGUUCCAGGGAUCGGGAAAAGGGGUUGGGAAAAGAGGACCGGGCUCGGGCCCCUUCACCCCGGUACCGGAGGCCCCGGCGGCGGCCCCCAGCUCCGCCCGCUUGGGGGCGCCCUCGCCCCCUCCCUCUCUAUGGUCGUCCCGCCCGUUGUCUCUCCCGCGCCGCCGCGGCCUAGAGCGUCCCCCUACCUGCGACCAACCAGGAGGGCGAGCGCUGAUGACGUCAUUUCCGGCGCUCCGUGACAGGGGCUUCCGGUGGGGCCCGGCGCGGCGGCGGGAUGGGGCGCGGCGGGAGCGGAGAGCCACAUCCGAGUGGAUCCAGUUCUUCAAGGAAGCCGGGAUCCCGCCGGGCCCUGCCGUCAGCUACGCCGUCAUGUUUGUGGAUAACAGGAUCCGGAAGAACAUGCUCCUGGAUCUCACCAAGGAGCUGAUGAACGAGCUGGGCAUCACCGUGGUCGGUGACGUCAUCGCCAUCCUCAAGCACGCCAAGGUGGUCUACAGGCAGGAGAUGUGCAAAGCAGCCACGGAAUUGCUCCUUCCCAGCUCGCCCCCGGUCCAAGCGGAGCUGCGCCGCAACACCAACAGUGCUGCCAGCCGGAUGAUUGCCAACAGCCUGAGCCGGGAUCCGGUUCCCGCUGCCCCACUCCAGCCCCACGGCUCCAAGAUCUCCGUCACCGUUCCCAACCAGCCAGCGGCAGCGAAGGCAGGGAAUGCCGCCGCCGGAAUUCCAUCGAUCCCGGUGAAGCGGCGCCGGGUGACGGCCGAGAUGGAAGGGAAGUACAUCAUCACCAUGCCCAAGGGCACCACGCCGAGGACAAGGAAGAUCCUGGCGCAGCAGCAAGCAGCCAAAGGGCUGCCCAGGACGUCCGUCUUCGACCGCUUGGGAGCCGAGGCGAGGGGGGACGCGGCUGCCGGAGGGAAGCCCACCGGCGUCUUCAGCCGCCUGGGAGAUUCCCUGCGGGAUAAAUCCAUGGAUAACGACGACGACGACGAUGACGACAGCUCCGUGCUUCCCUACGCCGGGGUCCUGAAGAAACCCAGCGCUUCCCGGAAGGAAAUCACGGAGCCGGGAAUGCCGGUGAAGGCCAAAGCCAGCAGCUCGGAGGCGAAGCCCGUUCCCAGCCUGCGGAAUGCUGCCGGGAUCGCGCCAGCGGGAGAAGGGCGAGAGGGCGAGGACGGCGUGAGCAGCAGCAGCGGCGGCGGCGGCAGGGAUAAAUCCAAGCGGGAAUGCCGGGUGAUGAUCCGGAGGACUUGGGGCUGCGGGAAGGUGAGCAGCUCCAGCGAGGCCAGGAUGGACAGCGCCGGCUCCGUCAGCGUCUUCCAGCGCUUGGGAAAGAAAUCGGAUUGAGA